Molecule: messenger RNA, 501 nt
Organism: Solanum tuberosum (potato)
Lineage: Eukaryota; Viridiplantae; Streptophyta; Magnoliopsida; Solanales; Solanaceae
Product: acanthoscurrin-2-like
Exons: 2
Coding region: 1-501 (166 amino acids)
Source: RefSeq, a predicted model, not a curated record
AUGGAAAUCUUGGAUAGCUACGAAAUAUCUGAUUUAAAUAUAUUUUUCUUGGUAGUUUCUUUUUUCAGUGAAAGAGCUUUAUUCAAAGCAAUUAAUAAAGGUGUACAUAAGCCUUUAAUAAACAACUUGCCAAGAUCGAAUUUAAGGACCAAAGCAAUAACUAUUAAAAGGGAUUUAUCUGUGGUUGAGACUGGUGUUGGUGGUGGUGGUGCUGUUGGUGGGGGUGGUAUUGGUGGUGGUGUUGAUAGUACUGGUGGUGGUGCUGGUAAUGUUGGUGAUACUGGUGUUGGUGUUGGUGGUAUUGGUGGUGGUGCUGGUGGUCGUGAUAUUAAAACUCCCUACACCUUAGGAAAAUAUUCAACUGAUGGUGGUGGUAGUAGUGGUGUUAUUGGUGUUGAUGGUGAUGGUGGUGGUAUUGGUGUUGGUCAUGAUAUUAGAACUCCCUACACCUUAGGAAAAUAUUCAAUUGUUGGUGUUGGUACCUCUAAGGUGAACUCUUAA